AGUCGCUGAACGCCGGGUAAUACUGAAAAGUGGUCACGUGGGCAGAAACUUCUACCUCAUCUACUGCGGAUCAGUGUUCGUCAACCAGGAGGACACUACCAGGGAUGGGCGCAAGUUCAUGAGGACAAUAGCCGUGCUGACCAGAGGCCAGUCAUUCGGGGAGCUGGCACUACUGCAGGACAUCCGUCGAACAGCUACAGUGUCUGUCCGAGAGAGAGUGGAACUGCUGACUGUGGAUAAGGCCGUUUUUGCCAGCGUCUGCCCCAGGAUUUUUGAGCGGGAACUUUCCGAGAAGUAUUGUUUUCUAGGCUCGCUGGAUCUUUUCUCGGCAAAGUAUUGGAGCUCAGAAUCCAUACGAGCGAUAUCGAUGCACGCACAGAUACAGGAAGGCAGAUGUCACGUCCUCCUGUGUUUGCGCCUGGACCAACCGCUCAACGAGAGGCCAGUAACCAGGAGAUCUUCGGAUGUUAUCCUGUCUGAGGAAAUACUCCAAUUGCUGGCGUCUACAGGCCGACAAGACCAUGAACAAUUACAGCACGAUAGCGACGUGAGAAAAGAGUUAUUGUUCUCCUUGGGACUAGAUUACGUGCACACAGGACAGCAUCACAGACCACACCUCGCCGGUGGACCACAGCUGGGGGGUGGACCACAGCUGGCGGGUGGACCACAGCUAGUGGGUGGACCACAGCUAGCGGGUGGACCACAGCUAGCCGGUGGACCACAGCUGGCGGGUGGACCACAGCUGGCCGGGGAGCAGACGAAGGCAAGACCCAGCUCCCAGGAGACGCUGACGUUGUCCAGUUUUGUCAGACGAUAUUUGCAGGACACGGACAGGAAUGUGGUGCUUCUCACUCUAGGCGUCCUUGAGCCCGGCGACAUAUUUGAUUUGCCGUCACUACUGAAUGACCACCCCGAGGAGACGAGGUCCAGCCCUUUGAUGUUGGUCAGCAGUGGGGCCAAGAUUAUCAGAGUCCGGAAAGCAGCCUUCUUUGACUUGGCCUCCCCACAAGCGCUGGACAAUACACGAACCCUGGCCAGCAAGCACAGGAACCCAUCCAGCGAGUCCAUCCUGCACUCGUACAAGACCAGAGUUAGUUGGGAGAGGUUCAAGUCUAUCCUGGUUUCUGACAUACUCACACACAAACAACAGCGGAACCAGCCCAUGUAUCGAGCUUCUGCAAACUCCCUGCGCAGAUCUGUCAGUACCACAGGAGAGUUCCAUGGCGGCGUUUCUUUCCUGAAAAACUUCCAGAUUAUGUCCGCGUUACGUACGUGUCCUAGACAUGAGUCUAAGGUUAUGAGUUCAUCUUCGUCCUCAUCGUCGUUUGGAGAAUGUCCACACCCGGAGACACCAGACGUGGGCGAUCCUGUCAAUCAAAGCAGCAGGUCUACGAUAGACACAGACCAGCAAGUGUACCUAGAAACCAUCAAGUCAGUAGGUCAAGACCAGACCUUGACAAUCAGACAUGACCCCAGGUGCAGCAGAAGACAGGUGCCAGUUGUCAGAAAGCACAAGUUCAGUCUUGCGGCCACUCUCAGCUCUAGAGCACGCCCAUUGACCGCUGUGUGA
Messenger RNA from Candidula unifasciata, 1570 nucleotides. Lineage: Eukaryota; Metazoa; Mollusca; Gastropoda; Stylommatophora; Geomitridae. The record is from the annotation of a GenBank genome assembly.